Molecule: messenger RNA, 2633 nt
Organism: Hyposmocoma kahamanoa
Lineage: Eukaryota; Metazoa; Arthropoda; Insecta; Lepidoptera; Cosmopterigidae
Gene: 128up
Product: GTP-binding protein 128up
Exons: 7
Coding region: 30-1133 (367 amino acids)
Biological process (GO): cytoplasmic translation
Cellular component (GO): cytoplasm
Molecular function (GO): GTP binding; GTPase activity
Source: RefSeq, a predicted model, not a curated record
ACUAAAAUUAAUAAAGGAAAACCAAGAAAAUGGCUACAAUUCUGGAGAAAAUCGCCGCUAUUGAAUCCGAGAUGGCUCGGACCCAAAAGAAUAAAGCAACAGCGCUUCAUUUAGGUCUUCUGAAGGCUCGAUUAGCUAAAUUAAGACGAGAACUCAUAACACCGAAGGGUGGCGGCGGAGCCACUGGCGAAGGUUUCGAUGUGGCGAAAACCGGUGAUGCCCGUAUUGGCUUUGUAGGCUUUCCUUCUGUGGGCAAGUCAACACUGCUAUCUAAUUUAGCUGGAGUAUACUCUGAAGUGGCAGCAUACGAGUUCACAACCCUCACCACUGUGCCUGGUUGCAUUAAAUAUAAAGGUGCUAAGAUACAGCUGCUUGAUCUACCAGGAAUCAUCGAAGGCGCUAAAGACGGCAAAGGUCGUGGUCGACAGGUGAUAGCUGUUGCCAGAACUUGCAGUCUCAUAUUCAUAGUUCUGGACGUAUUGAAACCGCUCCAGCAUAAGAAACUGCUCGAACACGAGUUAGAAGGCUUUGGUCUACGGUUAAACAAACAGCCUCCAAACAUACACUUUAGGAAAAAAGAUAAGGGCGGGAUUAAUUUGAAUACUACGUGCCCACAAUCUGAAUUAGACAUAGAGACAGUGAAGACAAUCCUGUCAGAGUACAAGAUUCACAAUGCUGAUAUCACACUACGCUACGAUGCCAACAGCGACGAUUUAAUUGAUGUCAUUGAAGGCAACAGAAUUUACGUGCCUUGCAUUUAUCUACUUAAUAAGAUUGAUCAAAUCAGCAUAGAGGAACUGGAUGUUAUUUAUAAAAUACCCCAUUGUGUGCCAAUCUCUGCACAUCACAAAUGGAACUUUGACGACUUGUUGGAAAAGAUGUGGGAGUACCUCAAACUCAUCCGGAUAUAUACCAAGCCCAAAGGACAGCUACCUGAUUACAAUGCACCCGUAGUACUACAUGCUGAUAGAACUAGUGUUGAAGAUUUCUGCAACAAAUUGCAUAGGUCCAUUGUUAAGGAGUUUAAAUAUGCCUUGGUGUGGGGAUCGUCGGUGAAGCAUCAACCGCAGAAAGUGGGUAUCGAACAUGUAUUAGCCGAUGAAGAUGUGGUUCAAAUUGUCAAGAAAGUCUAAUGUUGUGUAUGGAAUAGAAAUAAUUUAUUUUGUAAAGCACAAUGCAUUGCAGUAUGACAGUAGUAGAUAGUUAAAAAUACAUAUUCACAUUGUUUGAGCAUCUGAAAACCAGCGUCCCGAUAUCAGGUGAGACUGAAAAUCAUUUGAACAUGAUUGAUUGUGGUGAAUGACAUCAUAUUGUCCCCUUUAUACGAAUGUUAUUUGAUUCUUACUUUCAUAGUUUUAUGUUCUGAUGUAAAUAAGUUCAUCAAAGUUAUGACAUAACAUAAACCGUAAUGGUUUUGUAACGAUACGAGUUGAUAACUGAUUGUUUCUCAUUUAUUCCGUAUGGUUAACUGACACUGCAGGGUGGAAUCAUGAAGUUGUGAUUUUCAUUUACUUUGGUACGCGUUUCUUGAAACGCCUUCGCUUUUCCUGAUUCCUACUUGUAUUUGCUAUGAAUACCAUUAAACGAUUUUCCCUUUAAAAGCUAUUUUAUUCUCACUUUGACAUACAACUCACUUUUCAAGUCUGAUUUUAAGGCCUGUGCGCAUUCUGUAGCACUGUGAAUUCCACUGCUGUCUUGUUUUUCUUAAAAUAAUUACUCAUUAUGUCACUCCAAAACUUUACUUGUUGAUAUAAAAGACAGAUCUGUUAUUUUUGUAUAAUCUAUUCUUCCAUAGCAUAGGGGAAGUAAGUAACCACUCGUCCUACUCUACUACACUCUAUCUAAAAUUUCUUUUCUUUGUGUUCUUUACUGUUAACCCUACCUUACUUAAUGUUAACUAUUAACAGUGUGUUUAAUUAUAUGAUUCCGAAGAAACACAAUAUGACAUGUUGACAGUCAAAAAAUAAGCUUUUGCCACAAAUGCUAUGCUUAACAGCGUGAUCACGGUCGCAAUACAUGCUAUCUCGUACUAAUUGCUUGGGCAAUGCCGGCAUUGCCCAAUGUAUCACCAUCGCCUGAACUCGAAUCGUUGAUUUCUUUAUUUGGAGUUACGCAUAGGUACGUAAACUUAAUCAUGGGGCAAGUUCGCUAUCGUGGUGAAAUUUGCCAAUCAACGUGAGGUCCUCGCUUGUUAACCAGAGUGUACAACAAUUAGCUAAGUCCUCGGUCAGCUGGAUCUGUGCAAGGCGAUGAAGGCGACGAGGUGAUGCGGCUGUGGUACAUAACGUUUACGCAGUUAAGAGUGCGAUAAUCUUAAGCUAUUUUAUGUACCUACACAGAUAGGCUGUUGUGAUAUCCCUUUGUCGUUUUUUUCUCGUCAAGAAAAUGGUUUUCAGAUGCUCAAACUGUAUGCCGAAGCAUAAAAUAUCCUUUUAAAGAUUUGAUUUUAUUGAACAACAGUUAUUAUGAGCUCAUAAUUUGAAUUACAAUAAACAGGUGUAUUGCUUAAGAGUAGAAUAAUAAUAAGUUAUAGGUAUUUGCUCGAUGCACUUUUGUUUUUUUUUACUCAAUAUAUUUUUAUUCAACUCUAAAUAAUAAUGACUGCAGUGAAAAUAACGUGGGAUGUUUUACUC